This is a messenger RNA of Globicephala melas (long-finned pilot whale), 6102 nucleotides long. RefSeq names its product RAS protein activator like 1 (gene RASAL1). Gene Ontology annotation, biological process: intracellular signal transduction; regulation of GTPase activity; cellular response to calcium ion. Lineage: Eukaryota; Metazoa; Chordata; Mammalia; Artiodactyla; Delphinidae. Gene Ontology annotation, molecular function: GTPase activator activity. The record is from RefSeq and is a predicted model, not a curated record.
ACGCGGGAUCUGCCACACGCACAGUCUGGGUUUAAUUAGAAACUAAAAGAGAUGGAAGGGGAUGUUCGCGGCCCCUCCCUUGACUCUGAAAAGGACCCCCAGGGAGGGUGUGACUCUCUCUAGCGACGCCUCCCGCCAUCUCCGAUACUGCUCCGGGAUGGGACAACGAGGUCGGACCGAGAAGGCGGCGCGGGGAUGGCGGCGCUGGGAUCCCGGGACAGGGUGCCAGGCUCGCUGUUUGUGACACGUAGACGCCCUCCCCGCCGCGGUACAGCCUCGGAACCUGGACGUCCUCCUGGCCGGAAAGUUUGGGGCUGGGCGCCAUGGCCAAGAGCAGCUCCCUGAAUGUCCGUGUCGUGGAGGGCCGGGCGCUGCCCGCCAAGGACGUGUCUGGGAGCAGUGACCCCUACUGCAUAGUGAAAGUGGACGACGAAGUGGUGGCCAGGACAGCAACCAUCUGGCGAAGCCUGAGCCCCUUCUGGGGGGAGGAGUACACAGUGCACCUGCCCCUGGAUUUCCACCAUCUGGCCUUCUAUGUGCUGGACGAGGAUACCGUGGGGCACGACGACAUCAUAGGCAAGAUCUCACUGAGCAGGGAGGCCAUUACAGCUGACCCCCGAGGAAUUGAUAGCUGGAUCAACCUGAGCCAUGUGGACCCUGAUGCAGAGGUGCAGGGUGAGAUCUGCCUGGCCGUGCAGAUGCUGGAGGAUGUGAGGGGCCGUUGUCUUCGCUGUCACGUGCUCCAGGCCAGGGACCUGGCCCCCCGAGACAUCUCCGGCACAUCUGACCCAUUUGCACGUGUGUUUUGGGGCAGCCAGAGCUUGGAGACUUCGACCAUCAAGAAGACUCGCUUCCCACACUGGGAUGAGGUGCUGGAGCUGCGGGAGAUGCCAGGUCCCCCAUCCCCGCUGCGGGUGGAGCUCUGGGACUGGGACAUGGUUGGCAAGAAUGACUUCUUGGGCAUGGUGGAGUUCCCCCCGCAGGUCCUACAGCAGAAUCCGCCCAAUGGCUGGUUCCACCUCCUGCCCUUUCCCAGAGCGGAGGAGGAUUCUGGGGGGAGCCUGGGUGCUCUUCGGCUGAAGGUGCGCCUGACCGAGGACCGCGUCCUGCCCUCCCAGUACUACCAGCCACUCAGGGAGUUGCUCAUGGAGUCUGUGCUGGGGCCGGCAGAGGAAGAUGCUGCCAGCCCCCUGGCUGUCCUGGAGGAGCUGACCUCGGGGGACUGCCGCCAGGAGCUUGCCACCAAGCUGGUGAAGCUCUUUCUUGGCCAGGGCCUGGCUGGGCCCUUUCUGGACUAUCUCACCCGGCGUGAGGUGGCACGGACCACUGACCCCAACACCCUCUUCCGUUCUAACUCCCUGGCAUCCAAGUCAAUGGAACAGUUUCUGAAGCUCGUGGGCAUGCCCUACCUGCACGAGGUCCUGAGGCCGGUGAUUAACCGCGUCUUCGAGGAGAAGAAGUACAUGGAGCUGGACCCGUGCAAGAUGGACCUGGGCCGCACCAGGAGAAUCUCCUUCAAGGGUGUGCCCUCCGAGGAGCACGUGCGGGAGGCCAGCCUGGGACUGCUGACGGGCUACCUGGGGCCCAUCGUGGAUACCAUUGUGGGCUCCGUGGGGCGCUGCCCGCCCGCCAUCCGUCUCGCCUUCAAGCAGCUGCGCCAGUGCGUGGAGGAGCGCUUUCCCCAGGCAGAGCACAAGGAUGUGAAGAACCUGGCCAUAAGUGGCUUUCUCUUCCUGCGAUUCUUCGCUCCUGCCAUCCUCACCCCGAAGCUGUUUGACCUUCGGGACCAGCACGCAGAUCCCCAGACCAGACGCUCACUGCUGCUGCUUGCCAAGGCUGUGCAGAGCAUUGGAAACCUGGGCCAGCAGCUGGGCCAGGGCAAGGAGCUGUGGAUGGCCCCCCUACACCCCUUCCUGCUGCAGAGUAUUUCGCGUGUGAGAGACUUCCUGGACCAGCUGGUGGAUGUGGAUGGGAAGGAGGAGCCUGGGGGCCCAGCCAGGGCCCUGGUCCCGCCCUCGGUGACCGUUCGAGAAGGCUACCUGCUCAAGCGCAAGGAAGAGCCCGCCGGCCUGGCCACACGCUUUGCGUUCAAGAAGCGCUACUUCCGGCUCAGCGGGGAGAUGCUCUCCUACUCUAGGAGUCCUGAGUGUCAGCGCUGUGUCGGGAUUGCGAUGGUGGAAACUGCUGUCCAGAGACGUUGUCACUUAGAGAGUGAUGGGCCGGGACUGCAGGACUCACGGAACUGCCAAGUGGACACGCACAUAGCACAGAUGCGCGGGGUGAAUGUCCCCACGCCAAGGCACACACCCACAGGAAAGCUGUCCCUGGGCACAGCCACGCCAGCCCCAGCCCCCGGCCGGCCCGGCAGCGACAGUCCUCUCUCACAGACGCGAUCCUCCAUGCCGGUGUCGCACAUCCGCGCCGUGGAGCGCGUGGACGAGGGCGCCUUCCAGCUGCCGCACGUGAUGCAGGUGGUGACGCAGGACGGCGCGGGAGCGCUGCACACCACCUACCUCCAGUGCAAGAACGUGAACGAGCUCAACCAGUGGCUAUCGGCCCUGCGCAAGGCCAGCGCCCCCAAUCCGGACAAGCUGGCCGCUUGGCACCCCGGUGCGUUCCGCAGCGCGCACUGGACCUGCUGCCUCCAGGCCGAGCGCUCAGCUGCCGGUUGCAGCCGCACACACUCAGCCGUCACCCUGGGGGACUGGAGUGACCCGCUGGAUCCCGACGCUGAGACCCAAAUGGUGUAUCGGCAGUUGCUUCUAGGGCGGGACCGGCUCAGGAUGAAAUUCCUGGAGGAUUCCACCCUGGAUACGACUCCCGAGGCAGACACAGAGAAGGGCUCCAGUGCCACGGAAGGGGCCUGUCCUGCUGCCCUGGCUCACCAGAGAGAGGCAGCUGCCCGUCUGCUGGAGGUGCUCGCAGACCUGAAUCAAGCCCACGAGGAGUUCCAGCCUCAGGAGCAGCGGAAGGUGGCCCCGGGCCCCCUGAGGCCCUGAGGACACGCCAGAGCCAGCCUGAAAGGAGGCGAAAGGAGCUGGUGGGCCCUUCUCAGCGUCCCCUGGCCCAGGAGUCUCCUCGUGGCUGUCUGGUACCUCGUGGCUGCUGUGGCUUGCAGGCUCCUGGAGAAAUCCUAAUCCCAUGUGUCCUAAGCUGAGAACCCAGGCAUGGAAACCCUUUGGCAGGGGACCAUCCUUGCACUGAAUGAGUCUUACCCUCUGGGUUGAGGCACUCUGGAGUGGAUGGAAUAAGGAACCUGACCCACUUGUCUCAGCCUGAGGUUUCUGCUUCACAGGACUGGCCUCUGCCCACACUGACAUGGCCAGCCUGGCCCUGAGCUGCUGGAUACGGCUGUACCUGAAUCCCUGAUGCCCAUGUGGCCUUGUUGGCCCAGAUAGGCACUAAACAGGCUCAGCCCUUCUGUUUUCAUGUCUGCCAAUCCCUGUAGCCACAUUGAUCCUCCUGAACCCUGUCCUUGGCCGAGAAUCCUAACCACAAGCCUCCAGAAUCAGGUGCCCUUGGGAAUAACUGAGGCCGAGAGCCCAGCGUGCGUGACUCAGACCCUUGGGAGACUUUGGACCAGGCUCUUUCCCUCUCUUUGAGCCUCAGUUUACCCUGUAUAAAAUGAGGAGGGAGUGAGUCUAGAUGUGUGGUUUUCAAAAUGGGUUCCAUGGGGAUAGUGUGGGAGCCAGGGAGGGAUUUCUCAGACUGUGGUUCAAAGCCCACCCUCAGGUUGUCUGCUAGAAAUGCAGAUUCCUGGGACCGCCCCCAGAUCUUCUGAAUCAGCAUCUGAGGGAGCGUGAGGGCAGGAAUCAGGGUUUGAAACAAGUUCCACAGGUGAUGUGGUUGCACAUGAGAUUUGAGGACCAUGGGGCUGGGUGGUUUUGUAUAUUGAGGUGAGAUUUUGUUUGAGAAUUAAUCACAGAAGGUAAAGUGUUUGGGAACACCCAACUGGCAGAAUUGGAAGGGCCUCCAAAGACUCAUUUCCAGUUUUGUGUGACUAGAGGGUAGGACAGAAACCUAAGCCUAUCUGGCUGGGGGAGUGGGGUGUGGUGGCGGUAACAUGGACCAGAUGCAGUGCUAUCCUGAGCGUGGCCGGAAGGGGUCGCCUGGAGCCGUGGCGUCCACCACAGCUUCCUAGCAUCCUGGGAUGUUGCAGAGACUGACAGGAGACUUGCUGCAGAUCCCGGGAUACGUCCCUGUCUCUCUCUAGACAGAACCUGGUCCUCCUCCCUGAGGGCAGAGGCUGGGGCGCUGAGGUUCCAACGAGCCGAUCACGGCGUCUCCCAGCUCCUCCAUAUUUUCCAGGAGGCUGGCAGCUCCCAGCCUGAGUUCCUGGUUCCUAGUAAUUGUACCAGGGAGCAGCUGUGCGCGUGCUUGAGAGCAGAGCUUUCACCUGUGCCCUCUUGGGGACUAGGAUUGGGAGGGUCUGCCUCUGCCACCAUCACACCCCCUGCCUGCCCCAGGACAAGAGAAGUAUGGGGACCCUCCAUCUCCAGCUGCCCAAGGCUGACGGGGCAAUGGUCCUGGGUCAUUUUGUUGCAAGCGCCCCCAUGGGAUGGACCGAAAGCCCCCAGAAACAGAGCCACGCACACCCCUUCUUGACAGGAAAAGACCCAGCGGAGGAGGAGAAAGACCAUUUAUUUCUCCGCCCACAGUGGGACUGGUAGAUUUUCAAAAGAGCAGUCACUGGCGUCCCUUUAAAUCUUGGCUGACUUCCGCCGUGGCAGCCAAUCAACAGAGGCAGAGCUGGUGAGUUGCCUGGGCAACAGGCCCCUGGUUGGCCGAGACCAUCAGCCGCCCCGCUGCCCACUUCCAAGGAAAGGGAAAUGGACUCUUUGCUGUCCGGUCUGCUUUUUAAACCUGCUGGCCUAAGCCAGGCCCUCCUUGUCUCACUCCUGAAGCCAGAUGCUCCAGCCUUUGGAUCUUGACAUUGGGAGCGAUUUGGUGGAGAGAAUGGGGUGGGGAGGAAAGGAAAACAGUGCCUUUAUCAGGGACAGACAUAAGGCCUGGGGAUGGCAGGGGAGAAGAAGGAGGUCAGGGUCGCAGAAGGAUGAAGAGACACAAGCACAAAAUAAGAUUCUCCUCGUCUGUCUCCCUGGCCCGCCCCUUUGCAAAACUGCUGAAUAUUCUGGGAGCUUCCACCCUGUGGGCCCACAGCUGCCCAUCAGCGGGUGGCAGAGAUGGGGGGAGGCUGAGGCUCCCAAGUGCCCCCUUUUCUCCCGGACCCUCACCAAGCCCCCAAGUGCUUGACCCGAGUCCUUUUGUUUGCAGACAAGCCUGUACAGAUGUGAUAGAGACACAGAUGGGAAUCCACAUGGAGUAUCAUCACAGGGGUCUUUCUGUCUCUUCCCCCCCAGUCUGGGGGUAAGUAGAGGCACGUGGGUGUGCGUGCAUGUGUUCAACAGGACACGUGUGUUUGCGUGAGGGGGUGGGGCUCUCUGUCUUUUUGGAAGGGAGGUUGCUGUGGUUUCCGGUACACCCUUGCGACCCUCUCAGGUAGCUAGGGUCGAAGCCGGCUGGCCCGCCGUCCUCCCAUCAUCCCAACUGCUACAAGCCAAAUCCCGGGAACGCUUCUGGUUCCUCCUGCAGGCUCCUCCCCAGCCCUGAACCUGGGCCGCCAGGACACACCUGGCAGAGGGAGGCAUGUGCUGCAUGUGCUGGACCAGGGGCAAAGCAGGAGGGAAGGUGGACAGCCUUGGGCCUCAGGCCUUGGCCACAGCCUCGGACACACCCUGGGCUGUGAGCUCUGCCAGCACGUUGUCUAGGUAGCUAGCGUCUGGGUAGCCGUGGCCCGUGAGGUUGGAUCCAAACUCGGUCUUGUGGUGGAUCUCGUUCCACACCACGGUGUCCGACUCGCCCGUGGUGUUGGAUGUGCCGAUGGUGAAGAUAAGUCUCCGCUCCCAGGCGGUGAUGAGCAGCCUCAGCACCUGGAGGGCGAGGCAGGCAAGGGUCACAGCCAGCCCCACCCACAGCCUGAGUCCCUCCCUGACCACACUGUGGCUCCCCUGCAGGAUUCCCUGUGGCUGCCCGGCUUGGCCACUUCCUUCCCUAGACUGGCUCCCACUCUGAGCUCCCUCAGUAAAAGCACUUUCCAUGUUA